AUGGGGAAUGAACUUCGGUAUGUCUGCCUGGUUGAGACCCGGAGAUUGUUGUUGCUAAUGGGGGUGAUUUUCGGGUUGAUUUUAUUCAUCCAGUAUUUUGAGCUCCCGUAUAGUAAUAUUUUAUCGUCUUUAUUUUCGAAUGGGAAAUCUCAAGUACAGCUUCUUGACAACUUGCGAAACUCGUCUGAGAAAUCCAUUACCUUGAGGAACCAAACGUAUCUGGGUAGCGUGAAUUCUACUGAUCUUGAUUUUGAUCAAGAAAAUGUUGAUAUUGGUGCAAGAAAUGUAAAAGAUGAUUUUGGUCAAGAAGACAAAGAAAAUUCACGUUUGAAUAACGAUAUUGAUGUCGAGGAUGAAUCUAGAUCCAAAGAGUUCUUCGGAACAGAUCAUAUCUCAACCUCAACCUCAACCGUAACAAAUGAUAGUAUCUUACCAGACGAGCAUGGAGAAAAUCUGGGAUAUGCUCCAGAAACUAGUGCUUAUGAUGUCAUGGGGGAAAAUAAAGACACAACUCCCAAUUUGAAUUUGACUGCCAAUUCACCGGCAAAUGUGCCACCUGGUUUUAGAUCUCCAUAUAUUCCUAAAACGAGCAUGGAUGUGGAUGUAAAAGCUCCUUAUCCGGUCACAUCUACGGGAAAAGAUGCUGGGAAUAUACUUCAAAACAUUGGAAAACCAAUUGGAAAAGAACAUUUGGGAGGCACACGUGUGGUGGUGCCUAUAUCUAAGAUGAAGGAUCUGCUGCUCCAGAGUCGUGUGUCAUAUAGUGCUGUGAAGCCUCAAUGGUCCUCAACAGCUGAUCAGGAGUUACUAAAUGCAAAGUUCCUCGUUGAGAAUGCAUCAGUAGUUGAAAAAGACCCUCAAUUUGAUGUGACAUUGUACAGAAACUUUUCGGAGUUCAAAAGGAGCUAUGAAUUAAUGGAGCAAACUCUAAAGGUUUAUAUAUAUGCUGAAGGCGAAAAGCCAAUAUUCCACCAGCCUCCCCUUAAAGGAAUAUACGCAUCCGAAGGAUGGUUCAUGAAGCUGCUAAAAUCGAACAAGCGAUUUGUCACUAAAAACCCAAAAAGAGCACACCUAUUUUACUUGCCUUUCAGUUCACGCAUGUUGGAGGUGGCCUUAUACAUACCCGAUUCCCACAGUCGAGACAACUUGAUCCAGUAUUUGAGUGACUAUGUCACGAUGAUCAUGAGAAAGCACAGUUUCUGGAAUAGAACAGAUGGGUCCGACCAUUUUCUCGUUGCCUGUCAUGAUUGGGCCCCAGUUGAGACACGGCGAACCAUGCCCAACAGCAUCCGAUCCUUGUGCAAUUCAGACAUUAAAGAAGGGUUCCGGUUGGGAAAAGACGUUUCUCUCCCCGAAACCUUGGUGCGGACCCCACAGAACCCUCUCCGCCAGCUUGGAGGCAAACCUCCUGGGCAGAGGCGAACCCUUGCUUUUUUCGCUGGCAGCAUGCACGGAUACUUACGUCCCUUCUUGCUCAAACACUGGGAGAACAAAGACCCCGAUAUGAAAAUAUUCGGUCAACUGCAGAAAGUCAAAGGUCAAACCAGCUACGCGCAGUACAUGAAGACGAGCAAGUACUGCAUUUGUGCCAGAGGGUACGAGGUCAACAGCCCCCGGGUGGUGGAGGCUAUUUUCUACGAGUGCGUCCCAGUUAUUAUAUCGGACAACUUUGUCCCUCCCUUUUUCGAGACUCUAAAUUGGGAGUCGUUUGCGGUUUUUGUUUCAGAGAGGGAUGUGCCGAAUUUGAAGAAGAUACUUUUGUCGAUUUCGAGUAGAAGAUAUGUGAAGAUGCAGAAGAGAGUACGGGAGGUGCAGAGGCAUUUCUUGUGGCAUUCGAGGCCCGAGAAGUAUGAUGUUUUUCAUAUGAUAUUGCACUCGGUGUGGUACAAUAGGGUUUUUCAGACAAGAUCAUUGUAG
Striga hermonthica is the source of this 1917-nucleotide messenger RNA. The record is from the annotation of a GenBank genome assembly. Lineage: Eukaryota; Viridiplantae; Streptophyta; Magnoliopsida; Lamiales; Orobanchaceae.